AUGAACUUUACCAAGACCUUGAGGUUGAUGAGAAACACCACAUUAUUACGCCAACCUAGCUUCGUUGCUAGGAGAUGGUCGACUACAACCUCGCCCACGAUCGAUGACGUUGAAGAGUUGCACCCAUCGUUGAUCAGUAGGAUAAAGCAAUAUGUUGAACAAUUACAUGGACUGGAGCAAAUGCUGGCCGCUGGUGGCUCUUUCAACGCAGCCAGCCAGAUAUUGUAUGCGAAAGCUUCCUCUAUCAAGGACAUCUACGAAAGAUAUCAAGAUCAAUUGGAAGGGCUCAAGGCCUUACGAGAGAUGAUGGAUGACGAUCCUAGCUUAAAGGAAGAUGCAGAGGCAGAAUAUGCAAAGCUUGUGCCGCAGCUCGCAAAAACCUCGAGUGAACUGCUUCGCAAACUGAUACCGCCUCAUGAAUUUGCAGACAAGCCUUGUAUACUGGAAUUGAGACCUGGAGUAGGUGGAAUAGAAGCCAUGAUAUUUGCACAAGAUCUUCUUAAUAUGUAUGCUGGGUAUGCACAGAGCAAGAGAUGGAAAUACCAUUUAACAUCUAAGACCGAGAACCAAAGCGGAUCUGGGAUAGUUGAUGCUAUACUGAGUAUAGACGAGCCCGGAUCUUACGAUGUCCUCAAGCAUGAAGCUGGCGUCCAUCGCGUGCAGCGUAUACCGGCCACUGAGACCAAGGGUCGCACUCAUACUUCGACGGCGGCGGUCGUAGUGCUGCCGCAAAUGGGAAACGAAUCCGAGAAGGCAGCAGAUGCAUACGAAAGAAGCUUCAAGCCGGACGAAAUCCGGAUCGACGUUAUGAGAGCCAGCGGGAAGGGUGGUCAGCAUGUCAACACUACCGACUCCGCCGUCAGGCUUACUCACUUCCCCUCUGGAAUCGUGGUUUCCAUGCAAGACGAGAGGUCUCAACACAAGAAUAAGGCCAAGGCUUUCGCCAUCCUCAGGGCUAGAUUAGCAGAACGGGAGCGACUGGAGCGGGAGGAGAAGGAAAGAUCCGCUAGAAAGGAUCAGGUAACCACAACCGACAGAUCGGACAAGAUAAGAACUUACAACUUUCCACAAAACAGAAUCACUGACCACCGCUGUGGUUUCAGCAUGCACGAUAUUGAGGGCGUAAUGUCUGGAGAAAGACUAGACGAUCUCAUCAACGCCAUGGAGGCGUACGAUAGCGACUUGAAAGCUCGGAAGAUUCUUCAAGAGGUUUAA
This is a messenger RNA of Torulaspora globosa, 1215 nucleotides long. It is a transcript of the gene MRF1, whose product is annotated as Mrf1p. Gene Ontology annotation, biological process: translational termination. The record is from RefSeq and is a predicted model, not a curated record. The coding region runs from base 1 to 1215 and encodes 404 amino acids. The transcript has a single exon. Lineage: Eukaryota; Fungi; Ascomycota; Saccharomycetes; Saccharomycetales; Saccharomycetaceae. Gene Ontology annotation, molecular function: translation release factor activity.